Branchiostoma floridae (Florida lancelet) is the source of this 1164-nucleotide messenger RNA. RefSeq lists its product as uncharacterized. Lineage: Eukaryota; Metazoa; Chordata; Leptocardii; Amphioxiformes; Branchiostomatidae. The record is from RefSeq and is a predicted model, not a curated record. The transcript has 7 exons. Bases 37 to 1164 code for a protein of 375 amino acids.
UAUAUGAAAUGACUCAAUUUGGCUAUUUCUUGCAGCAUGGACGUCGACAUCGACAUGGGCGAGAGGGGUGGCGGAGGUCAGCGGCUGGCCGCCGCCGAAAGGCAGCGGCUAGCCGCGGAGGAGGAAGAGAGGCAAAGGAUAGUAGCUCCUCCCGCGUCGCUGACCUUCGCCCCCGAGGGGCUCCGUUUUGGGCCGGAUCAGGGACAGGGACGAGGUGUCGGAGGAACCAGGCUUACCCAGGGCCCGUCGGGCGGAGGAGGUGUCAGAGGAACCAGGCUUACCCAGGGCCCGUCGGGCGGACGAGGUGUCGGAGGAACCGGGCUUACCCAGGGCGCGUCGGUCGGAGGAGGUGUCGGAGGAACCGGGCUUACCCAGGGCCCGUCGGGCGGAGGAGGUGUCGGAGGAACCGGGCUUACCCAGGGCCCGUCGGGCGGACGAGGUGUCGGAGGAACCGGGCUUACCCAGGGCCCGUCGGGCGGACGAGGUGUCGGAGGAAGCGGGCCUACUCACGGCGCGGCGGGAGGACGAGGUAGAGGAACCGCGGCGAGACGAGGCCGGCGUUUCCCAUGGAAGAGUGGCCCCAGCAGGGAGGUGGCGGCCACGAGCAGCAGGGAGGUGUUCGCCUCCAGCAGCAGGGGGGUGUUCGCCUCCAGCAGCAGGGGGGUGGCGGCCACCAGCAGCAGGGGGGUGGCGGCCACCAGCAGCAGGGAGAGUGAACCAGGACUGUCCUACAGCAUCAAAAGGAAGGCCAUUGAUGCUGGCCUUCGGCGAGCUGAACCAGGAUCCCACCUCAUCUACAGCGAGCUAAGGACCAUCGUAAGGGACGCCUACACCUCCGGUGACGAUCAUGACUGGGGUCUGAACAACCUCAACAACCGGUCCACUGGGGAGGUCACCAGUGUCCUCACCAUUGGAUGUAGGUGUGAACAAAGCGUUGAAGGAUCGGAUGAAGAGCACACGGACAAACAAGUAACUCUCAAGGAACCGGGCUUACCCAGGGCCCGUCGGGCGGACGAGGUGUCGGAGGAAGCGGGCCUACUCACGGCGCGGCGGGAGGACGAGGUAGAGGAACCGCGGCGAGACGAGGCCGGCGUUCCCAUGGAAGAGUGGCCCGACGAGGAGCAUCGAGGCCUGGAGGGAGGGGUAGGGGCGGGCGGAGGAUGA